This is a messenger RNA of Actinia tenebrosa (Australian red waratah sea anemone), 1632 nucleotides long. Its product is annotated as centromere protein S. Gene Ontology annotation, molecular function: protein heterodimerization activity; chromatin binding. NCBI's taxonomy places the organism in Eukaryota, Metazoa, Cnidaria, Anthozoa, Actiniaria, Actiniidae. Gene Ontology annotation, biological process: resolution of meiotic recombination intermediates; replication fork processing. Gene Ontology annotation, cellular component: FANCM-MHF complex. The record is from RefSeq and is a predicted model, not a curated record.
UAACUAGUUAGUAAAAAAAGCCGUUUUGAGAAGGUACUUAAGCUUAGAUAUGACACGUCACCAACCAACACGCGAUUGAGGGUUGAGCCCUGGGGUAAUCAGUGCAAACAAAAGUGGAAUUUUGUCAGGAUAUGUGUCCUCAAAAAUUCUAACAAAAUUGCAAUUUUAGAUGGACCGUAAGGGGAAUAGAAAGUGACUAAAAACAGUAGCUACCCUUGGGAUACCUGUGGUUCGUUGCCUCCUACGAACUUGGGUUUCCUGUGGUAGAAAUAGCGCGGGAAAAACGAAUCCAAGAUGGCGUCUGACGAGGAACAGGAUUCAGAAUACGAAACCCUUGCCUAUCAACAGAGAAUCAAAGCAGCAUUGCACUAUACUGUUGGACGAAUAUGCGAACAGAUAGAGAUAGAAAAUGGCAUGCAGUACUCUCGACAAUUUAUUGCAGCCUUGACUGAAACUACAUAUCGACAAUGUGAAUCCUUUGCAGUAGAUCUCGAAUUAUUUGCAAAGCAUGCAAAAAGGACAACCAUUAACCGUGAUGAUGUACAGCUGCUAGCAAGGAAAAGCCCUGCUUUGGCAAAGCACAUUAAAAGCCUUAGCGACGAAAUAGCUGCAACAAACGAAGCAGAAAAAGCCAACAAGAAGACGAAACGUGCCAAAACCAAAACAAAGGAACAAGAAGAGAACGAAAGUAAUAACGAGACGGCGUAAUCACGGUUUUGGGAAUAAAAUAUGGGGGAGGGGUGCUCUUUGAAUGAUGGCUGCGCGCAGCAUCCAUUUUUGACAAACCUAAUGCGUGCGUUCCUUUGUAUGGUCAGCACUAAGUAACACUGACCAAGCAGAACGCCCUUGAUUGCUGUUGUUAUUAAUGCUCAUGAUACACGAAAUUACAGUUUCCCUUCAGCGUACGCAAUAAAAGACAGGGUCGUAGGGUCGAGAGUUGCAGUCCAUCUUAGUCUUGUAUGAAGGGCUGCGUUUCCUCUCGUCAUCACCGAUCUUGCAAAACAUAGGGGCUAGCUAUCACGUGGCGUUUUUAUCGUCUCUCUUUAAGUGAUAUUUAAUCACAUUCGAGUAUCGCUGGCCCUAAAGUUAAGUAUAUAUUUUAUUCAUAGUUUCGUUCAUCACGUUACUGUGUGCCUUUUUUUCUCGAAUCUAUUUGCAUGCAAAGAAGAGCGCAAAAAAAAGUGAAGUGUAAAAAGUGCCUUUCUGGCGCUGUUUAUUUUUUUAGCCCAUCUAGAAUAGAAGCAAUUUGUUUACAUUGGGACUUUUAUGUUCUUGAAAUCAAAAUUACGUCAGCGAUAAAAAAUGUUUGCCUUCAAGAUUUUCCUGCUUUGGUAGAUAAAAUAAAAAAAUAAAGAUCACAUGUAGAUCAAUUGUCAUUCUCUAGAACAUCACCUCUGUUUAACGGUUGCGCAUCAGAACAUAGUUAAUAGAGGUAUCUAUCAACUCUAUCAAUUAUGAUCAGAAUGACACCAAUAUAUAUGUAACUCAAACGAAUAAUCUUAUUCUCAAGACAAUGGCGCGUGGUCUGAAAUGGGAAAACAUUUCACCCAAGGUAGAGGUGUAUUUGAACAAAAAUCUUUUCAAAAUCUUGUAUCUGGCCAUAUAUAUAGCACCACAAUAUAAACAAAGCUG